This is a messenger RNA of Meira miltonrushii, 255 nucleotides long. Its product is annotated as RING/U-box. Gene Ontology annotation, molecular function: ubiquitin protein ligase activity; cullin family protein binding; zinc ion binding. The annotation marks the transcript as partial. Gene Ontology annotation, biological process: anaphase-promoting complex-dependent catabolic process; positive regulation of mitotic metaphase/anaphase transition; protein ubiquitination. The transcript has a single exon. Lineage: Eukaryota; Fungi; Basidiomycota; Exobasidiomycetes; Exobasidiales; Brachybasidiaceae. Gene Ontology annotation, cellular component: nucleus; anaphase-promoting complex. The record is from RefSeq and is a predicted model, not a curated record.
AUGAAGGUAACCAUCUCGGAUUGGUCAGCAGUAGGAUAUUGGGUUUGGGAUGUAAACAAUGAAGAUGAUGAAGAUGCAAUUUGCGGUAUUUGUCAAAAUGCAUUCGAUGGCGUUUGUGGAACGUGUGAUGAACCUGGUGAUCAAUGUCCGAUCUUGUUUGGUAAAUGUACGCAUAUAUUUCAUAUGCAUUGCAUUAUCAGAUGGACGGAAAAGAUGCAACCGGAACCUCUUUGUCCUUUAUGCAAAAGGAAGUGG